Molecule: messenger RNA, 1979 nt
Organism: Liolophura sinensis
Lineage: Eukaryota; Metazoa; Mollusca; Polyplacophora; Chitonida; Chitonidae
Product: ATP synthase subunit alpha, mitochondrial
Exons: 9
Coding region: 66-1724 (552 amino acids)
Biological process (GO): proton motive force-driven ATP synthesis; proton transmembrane transport
Molecular function (GO): ATP binding; proton-transporting ATP synthase activity, rotational mechanism; ADP binding
Source: RefSeq, a predicted model, not a curated record
AGGGGUCUUACCGGCGGCAGCCAUAUUCCUUCCUGUGCACAGUGACGGACUGCACAUGAGAUAAAAUGCUUUCGGCACGGCUCGCUGCGACUCUGGCAAGGCAAUUGCCAAGAGCCUCAACAAAGGUGUGCAGAAAUGCUCUUGGAGCUGGACUAGUAGCAUGCUCGAGACAUGUCUCCACAACACCAUGUGUCCAGGCUUCUGGUGCCGAAGUCUCCUCCAUCUUGGAAGAGAGAAUUCUUUCACAAGCUGCCAAGGCAGAUUUGGAGGAAACUGGGAGAGUGCUGUCUAUUGGAGAUGGUAUUGCCCGUGUCUAUGGUCUCAAAAACAUUCAAGCAGAGGAGAUGGUGGAAUUUUCCAGUGGUCUCAAGGGAAUGGCCUUGAAUUUAGAACCUGACAAUGUUGGUGUUGUCGUCUUUGGUAAUGACAAGCUCAUCAAGGAGGGAGACAUUGUGAAGAGAACCGGUGCUAUUGUGGACGUACCAGUAGGAGAAGAUCUUCUAGGAAGAGUUGUGGAUGCCUUAGGAAAUACAAUUGAUGGCAAAGGCCCAAUUUCUUCCAAAGAGCGUGCAAGGGUAGGAACGAAAGCACCUGGUAUCAUCCCCCGUAUCUCUGUAAAAGAGCCCAUGCAGACUGGUAUCAAAGCUGUGGACAGUCUGGUACCCAUUGGAAGAGGCCAGAGAGAGCUGAUCAUUGGAGACAGGCAGACUGGGAAAACUGCCAUUGCCAUUGACACAAUCAUAAACCAGAAGCGUUUCAAUGAUGCUGCAGAUGAAAAGAAGAAACUGUACUGUAUAUAUGUUGCCAUUGGACAGAAGAGAUCGACUGUGGCUCAGAUUGUCAAGCGUCUCACAGAUGCCGAUGCCAUGAAGUAUACCAUCGUUGUCAGUGCGACAGCCUCUGAUGCUGCCCCACUGCAGUACCUGGCCCCCUACUCGGGCUGUGCUAUGGGAGAGUUCUUCAGGGAUAAUGGGAAACACGCUUUGAUCAUCUAUGAUGAUCUGUCCAAACAGGCUGUAGCCUACCGUCAAAUGUCUCUAUUGUUGAGGAGACCCCCUGGCCGCGAGGCUUACCCAGGUGAUGUCUUCUACCUACAUUCUCGUCUCCUGGAGAGAGCUGCCAAGAUGAACGAUGAUUUCGGUGGUGGUUCUCUAACUGCCCUGCCAGUCAUUGAGACCCAGGCCGGUGAUGUCUCUGCCUACAUCCCAACAAAUGUCAUUUCCAUCACAGACGGUCAGAUCUUCUUGGAGACAGAGUUGUUCUACAAGGGUAUUCGACCAGCCAUUAAUGUGGGUUUGUCUGUAAGCAGAGUAGGCUCAGCUGCUCAGACCAAGGCCAUGAAACAGGUGGCCGGUUCCAUGAAAUUGGAGUUGGCUCAGUACAGAGAGGUUGCAGCGUUUGCUCAGUUCGGUUCCGAUCUGGAUGCUGCCACGCAGAAUCUUCUGAACAGAGGUGUUCGUCUCACAGAGCUUCUCAAACAAGGACAGUAUGUACCAAUGGCCAUUGAAGAGCAAGUAGCAGUGAUCUAUGCUGGAGUCAAGGGACACUUGGAUAAACUGGACCCAUCCAAAAUCACUGCCUUUGAGGAGGCUUUCUUGAAACACAUCUGCAGUAGCCACCAGGAUUUACUUAAGGACAUUAGAGAAAAAGGACAGAUUUCUGAAGAAACCGACAAUAAGCUAAAGGGCAUAGUCACAUCAUUUUUAUCUGGAUUCCAGUCGUAACCAUUGACUUUCUACUAGGAAAACAUGAUUAGUUCUUAUAAGUCCGACAGCAUUGACAUUGCUCUGUGUUAAAUAAAUAGUGCUGGGUGUACAAUGUAUUUGGAGCUCCAUUACUGAGUGAACGCGUGAAUGGCUGAUGUUGUACACUUUACAGGAAUUUGCUAAUUUUCUGUAAACUGAAGGCAGGUCAGCUUUACUAUUCUGUACAAAUUUAUAUUUAACCACGUGUUAACAGUAAUAAAUUGUAAAAAUCUA